AUAUGGUGGUGAGUACGAUACUAUGGCAACGCUGCGGUAGUGAAUGUAAACAAACAUUCCGAUGUAGGGCGCCGCCGCCUCCCUGCUGUUUCCCUGCUGUCCUCCGCCAUGGGGAACUGCCUGCUGCUGCUCGGCCUCAAGAGGGAGAAACGGCCGGUCACACUCCUCCUUGUGGGAUUAGACAGCGCAGGGAAAACAACAGCAGCAAAAGGAAUUGUUGGAGACCCCGUGGAGGAUGUUGCCCCGACGGUUGGGUUCGCCCCGGAAUACCUGGAGUACCGGGGCUGCGAGGUCACCAUAUAUGAUCUCGGGGGCGGGGCCAAGAUUAGACCUGUAUGGAGCAAGUAUUUCUCGGAGGUUCAUGGCAUCAUCUUCGUGGUGGACUCAAGUGCCGCAGCAAGGGUGGAGGAGUGCCAGGAUGUCCUCAAGGCACUGCUCUCCGACCCCAAGAUAGCCGGGAAGCCUGUCCUAAUCCUCGCCAACAAGCAGGAUGUGGAAGGGGCCAUGGAUGAGAUAGACUUGGUGGAAGGGUUGAAAGUGGAGAGAGAGCUCCUCCGCCUCCACCACCUCCUCCUCCUCCACCUCUUCCACUCUUCCUCCACCAGGUGGCUCGUUGAUACCAUUGUCGUCCACUACAAGGAGAUCAACAGCCGAGUCUUGAAGGACUUGGAGAGAGAGAGAGAGAAACAGCGGAGAGAGAUGGAGGAGAGGAAGGAGAGAUUGAAGGAGUUGAGAUUGCAGAGGGAGAGAGAGAUGGAGGCGUUACGAGGAGGAGGAGGAGGAGGAGGAGAGGAGGAAGAGGAGGAGGAGGAGGAGAGAGUGAAGAGUCAACCACAUUCAAAGUCUCCAUCUUCUCCUCCUCCUCCUUCUUCCUCCUCCUCGCCGCAGUCUUCCUCCCCUCCUCCUCCUCCUCCUUCCUCUGUGGUGACGAAAGCGGAGGUGCUCGAGAGGAAGAAGGAAGAGGAGGAAGAGGAAGAGGAAGAAGAAGAGGAGGAGGAAGAGAAGCCAUCGUCUAGUAAAGUUCUGAAUGGCUCUCUACCCCAGGAUAAAAGAAAACCUCGGAAAACCUCAGCGGUCGAGAAGCAGGAGUUGAAAGAGCUUGGAUUUGAGUCCUCCGUGGAGUUGGCGCAAGAGUCCACCUCCUCCUCCUCCUCCACCUCCUCCGUCUCCUCCUCCACCUCCUCGCUAGUGAAGGUCCCAGCCACCACCACCAUCACCACCACCACCACCACCACCACCACCACCACCACCACCUCGCCACCACACCGGGUCAUACAGGUGAAGAACUCAUCACCACCACAACCUCAACACCACCCCACCACCACCACCACCACCACCACCACCUCCGUGUCAUCACCAUCUGUAUUAUCUGUGAAUAGUGGUCAAAGGUCGCGGCUAGAAUUGUCCAGUGAAAGGAGACAGAGCGAGUGCAUACCAAUUGACUCCGAUGAUGACCUCUUUGACCUCGACCUCACCAGUGACCUCCCAGCGGCGGCCGUGACCUCCAAUGACCUCCAGCCCCACAACCUCCACCUCCAGAACAACUUUAUGCAGAACGGAACAGCCAACCACAACAACAACAACAACAACAACAACAGCCACAGCAACCUCGAACUUGAGACUGCCGGGAAACAGGGCAAGAAAAAAUCGUUCCUCCGGAGAUACCACAAAACUGCUCCGCUACUGACGAGGGAUUCAGAAGUCCACCCACAGCAUGCCUAGAGAGAGAGAGAGAGAGAGAGAGAGAGAGAGAGAGAGGGGUGGGUGAGUGUGAGAGAGAGUGUGUGUGUGAAUGAGAGAGAGAGAGAGAGAG
Molecule: messenger RNA, 1813 nt
Organism: Eriocheir sinensis (Chinese mitten crab)
Lineage: Eukaryota; Metazoa; Arthropoda; Malacostraca; Decapoda; Varunidae
Product: ADP-ribosylation factor-like protein 13B
Exons: 10
Coding region: 109-1722 (537 amino acids)
Biological process (GO): non-motile cilium assembly; receptor localization to non-motile cilium
Cellular component (GO): ciliary membrane; non-motile cilium
Molecular function (GO): GTP binding; GTPase activity
Source: RefSeq, a predicted model, not a curated record